UUGGGAUAGUGGAUUUGGAAAACAAUAAAGCUAAAGCGAAAUGAAAUUGCCAUCUGGCAUCCAUUUUUGUUAAGUAAAAAACAAAAACAAUGUUGAAAACAAAACAAAACCAAGACAGAGAGAGAAAGGAAAGGUAAAGUGAAUGUUAGAACGUAGUUUGAUUUGCCAACAACAACCCUCUGUUUCUUCUCUAUUUGUCCUCCAACCAAAGAACAGCAAAACUGAAACAAAGAAAACCAAGAAAUCUGCCAAAUCGAAGAAAACAAACCGAAAAUUAAAAAAAAAAAGUCUGCUACGUCAUCCUCUCCCAUAGUUGUGUACAAGUACUUGGGAAAGAUAGCAAAACACGAAACUCUCCGCCACCACCCCCCUGCAACCAUUUUAUUGUUGCUUUUUAAAAUUUUUUAUUUGAAUUAUGUUCUACGUCAGUUGACCUAAUUUCAAUUCCCAUACAAAAGAAGAAGAAGAAAAAAAAAGGAUCAUCCGUAAAUCCUAACAUAAAACAGAUACCUGAGAGAGGAAGAGGAAGAGGAAGAGAAAAAAAAGAGUAUCAAAAUGGGAAAUUCGUUUGGGUGCUCAGCUUCAGGGGAGAGAUUAGUGUCGGCUGCCAGAGAUGGGGAUUUGGUGGAAGCCAAGAUGCUUCUGGAUUUCAAUCCAUGUCUUGCUAAAUAUUCCACUUUUGGUGGCCUUAAUUCUCCUCUUCAUUUCGCUGCUGCCAAAGGCCACAACGAGAUUGUUACUUUAUUGCUCGACAAUGGAGCUGAUGUUAAUUCCAGGAAUUACUGUGGCCAGACGGCAUUGAUGCAAGCAUGUAGAUACGGACACUGGGAAGUUGUACAGACCCUUCUGCUUUUUAGAUGCAAUGUUACGAGAGCAGAUUAUCUAAGUGGGAGAACUGCUCUACAUUUUGCUGCUGUAAAUGGACACAUAAGAUGCAUAAGGUUAGUUGUAGCUGAUUUUGUUCCUAGUGUUCCUUUUGAAGCUAUAAACACCCAAAUUGAAGGUGAAAGAGGGGAUGCUGUGGCUGUGAGGAACAAAAAUGACCAAAGUGCACUGUCAAAGUUUGUAAAUAAGGCAGCUGAUGGUGGAAUUACUGCUCUUCAUAUGGCUGCAUUAAAUGGGUAUUUUGAUUGUGUACAGCUUUUAUUAGACCUUCAUGCUAAUGUUUCUGCCGUCACAUUUCAUUAUGGAACAUCAAUGGAUUUGAUAGGAGCUGGAAGCACUCCUUUGCAUUACGCUGCUUGUGGGGGAAACUUGAAAUGCUGCCAGAUCCUUCUAGCAAGAGGAGCCAGUCGAGUGACUUUGAAUUGCAAUGGUUGGCUGCCACUUGAUGUUGCAAGGAUGUGGGGUCGUCAUUGGCUUGAACCCUUGCUGGCACCUAAUUCUGACAUAACCAUACCUAGAUUUCCCUCUUCCAACUACUUGUCCUUACCUCUUUUGAGUGUACUUAACAUAGCAAGGGAAUGUGGGUUGCAGUCCUCAACAACCUUCUUCUCAGAUGAUGCUGACACUUGUGCUGUGUGCCUUGAAAGAGCAUGUAGUGUUGCUGCCGAAGGAUGUGGGCAUGAGCUAUGCGUAAGGUGUGCACUCUAUCUUUGCUCAACAAGCCACAUUCCUUCCAAUAUGGUGGCCCAACCUGGGUCUAUUCCAUGCCCACUCUGUAGACAUGGCAUUCUAUCCUUUGCCAAGUUGCCCAGCUCCCCCGCAAAGGAACUUAAGCUACAUCUAUCCCUAGGCCUCUGUACCCCAUGCAUGCUUCAUCCUCGUGAUGCCGAUUGCCCGUCACCAGCUUCAAAGAUCCGGAAGAAUCGCGAUGCAUCAGUUUCUUCCGAUCUUUUAUGUCCGGUUACAUGUAGUCCAUUUCCUUCUGUUGCCAUCCCUUUGUGCACCUGCAAUGACAGUCGUUGCCCCUCCUUUGAACCUCGAGAGGCAGAAACACAAGAUGAAUCUCCAAGACCAUCACAAGCUACAUCAAUUGACCAAGAUAAAAUUGAAGGACCAAGACUGGAGAGAACAACCUGUUCAAGCAUGUUUUGGGGCAGAAGGAGCUGCAGUAGAGAGCAUCAAUGCAACUCAGAAAUAAAUGCUUGACUGGUUUCUUAUGUAGUUGAUCUAUUCUACCAAAGAGCUCCGGCGGUGACCAGAGACGUAUUUAGCACUUGCCGAAAUCUUAAAAAAAAAAUUUUGGUUAGAAUUAUGUAAUUAUUACAAGUUGAAGAAAGUUUUAAUUUUGUUUCCAUUGAAAUUUAAUUAGCAUUUCUCUUUAGCAUUAAUGCAUAAAGUACUAUGAAAUUUCACUAGUAAUUCAAAUUCGGGUAUUUGAAUAAAGGGAUAUACAUGCAUUUUAUUGUACUAAAUGGACACUGACACAGGUGUUUAAAACUCUACAACCUUGUCAUUAUGUUGAGAAAUACAAAAUGAUGCAAUCAACAACUUUGUCUUACAAAUAGAUGUUCACCAAAAAAGAUUAUAAUUUGACCCACCUUCCUCCCAUAACCAUCCAACCACCAAGGUAAGGCAAUUAGAAAACCCUUAACUUCUU
Messenger RNA from Durio zibethinus, 2542 nucleotides. Its product is annotated as E3 ubiquitin-protein ligase XBAT33-like. Gene Ontology annotation, molecular function: protein binding. NCBI's taxonomy places the organism in Eukaryota, Viridiplantae, Streptophyta, Magnoliopsida, Malvales, Malvaceae. The record is from RefSeq and is a predicted model, not a curated record.